This is a messenger RNA of Pyricularia grisea, 744 nucleotides long. RefSeq lists its product as uncharacterized. The record is from RefSeq and is a predicted model, not a curated record. The coding region runs from base 1 to 744 and encodes 247 amino acids. NCBI's taxonomy places the organism in Eukaryota, Fungi, Ascomycota, Sordariomycetes, Magnaporthales, Pyriculariaceae. The transcript is spliced from 2 exons.
AUGGGAGACCAACACGAGAUACUGUUCUACGAUAUAGCAUCUGGCCCGCCAGUACGGCCAUUUGCCGUCAACCCAUGCAAAACUCGCUACGCGCUCAACUUCAAAAAAGUGCCCUACAAGACGCAGCUAGUCGAGCUCCCCGAUGUGAAAAACGUCCGCAAGUCGCUCGACUGCGCGCCGGUGCGCAAACACAUUGACGGGAGCGACUUUUACACGCUCCCCAUCAUCAAAAACACAAAAACCGGCGAGAUAGUGGGCGACUCGUUCGAAAUCGCCCUGUACCUGGACCGCACCUUUCCCACCGGCCCGCGGCUGAUGGCAGCCGAGACCGAGGGGCUGACGGCGGCGUUCAACGCGCAGGUGGACGCUCUCUGGGUGCAGAUCGUGCGGCUCGGCAUGCGUCACUUCCCCUUCAACCCGGCCAACGGGCACAUCUACAAGGCCGAGGCGUGCGCGAGGUUCGGGGCCGAGAGCUGGGAGGCCAUGGACACGCAGACCGAGGAGGAGAGGAUCAAGAUCCUAAAGGACGGCGAGGCCGCGCUCGAGCCGCUGGCCAAGUGGUACCGGAUGGACGAGUCCGGACCGUUCUUGGCCGGGACCCAGGUGGCGUAUGCCGACAUUGCGGUAGGCGGUUGGUUGCUCAUGUACUCGGUCACAUUCCCCAAGGAGGAGUUUGCGCAGGUCAUGGCCUGGCAUGGUGGGGUGUGGGGGAGGUUGCACGAGGCGUUGGCCGUGUAUCGGUAG